ACACACACACACACACACACACACACACACAGGAGCAUAGCCGAGAGGCAAGGACUGCAGCAGCAUGCACCAACCACGGCUGAGCUGUUCGGGGACAUGAGGAGAGGAAACUGAGAAGGGAAAAUAAUGUAUAAUGUGUGCUCACACACCAACCUGCGUGUACAUCUUUUCAGCCAUGGGAAUGAUGCAUUUGAAGAGCAGAUAGCUUGUGUUAUCCAGCCUCCUCUGCACUGUCUCUGCAUCCCAUUCACCCUGCUCCUCCCACUCCAACUCUCCCUCCUCCUCCUGUCUACAGUAUCGUUAGACAGGACUACGGAUUGCCUGGGACUGGCGUGUCGUGGAUGCUCAGGUUUUACCUCGGCCGCAAGGUUCUUCUUUAGCAAUGCUACAUCUGUACCUCUGCUGACGUUUGGAUUGUAAUCGACAUUCGGACCUAGAAGAUCAUCCUCUGCCGGCUAUUGGAUGUGUGUGUCAUUCUUUACCAGUGUUGUCAUUGGCGCAUUUCCUCUAUUUGGCUGGUUGUUUUUGCCUUGUGUGAGACUGGCUAGCAGGCACUGCAGCAUCAGGACCGCAAGACCCAUGAAGUAGUAGGGCAUGAGGACCCAGGGGCAACCCAAAGGAAGGGCUUGAGUGCUUCAAUUGCUACCACUGCUACUGAGCUGAGUGAUUGGGACAGCGGGCAGAAGAGAAGAUGCUGAUGGCCCGAGACACGGCGCGCGAUGAGGCUCAAAAGCUGCACAGGAAGUGGCUGAAGCAUCAGGCCUUCAUGGCCGAGCUGGCCCGGAAUAAAGAAUGGCUGGCCAAGAUAGAACAGGAAGGUCAGGAGCUGAUCCAGGAGAAGCCAGAGCUGUACUCAGUGGUGCAGCAGAAGCUGGAGGAGAUCAGGGAGUGCUGGGCUGACCUGGAGAGCACGACCAAGGCCAAGGCCCGUCAGCUGUUUGAAAACAACAAGCCCGAGCCGGCGGUGAAGAGCUACUCAGAUCUGGACAACCAGCUCUCGCAUCUGGAGCAGCAGCCCCCUCAGCUGGAGCAGGUUCAUCAUUUGCCCACCUUCAAUGAGCAGCUCCAGAAAUUCCAGGCUAUGGAGUCUCAGAUCGGGGACUUUUACAAAGAUGUGGGAGAGCUGGGCAGCUUGCAGGGAGUCUGCUUACCCCAGCGCGGGCUGAUGGCAGGUGAAAAGGAAGGUGGCGAGCAGUCAGGUGUGGUGGAGACCCGCAUCGUCCGCCUCAUCGAGCCGCUGAAGGAGAGACGCCGCAUCCUACUGGCUUCCAAAGAGAUGCACCAAGUCGCCCAGGACCUGGAGGAUGAGCUACUGUGGAUUCAGGAAAGGCUUCCGCUGGCCUCAUGUAAAGAUUAUGGGAAUAACCUCCAAGGCGUCCAACAGCAUGCAAAAAAGAACCAGACACUCCAGAGGGAGCUUGCAGGGAGACGGGCACGUGUUGAAGAAGUUCUGGACCGGGCGGGGAUCAUCGCCUCACUCAGAACUCCAGAGGUGGAGUUCAUACGUGAAGGGGCAGGGCAUGUGAGACAGCUGUGGGAGGUUCUGCAGCUGGAGGCAGAGAGGAGGUCUGUGAUGCUGGACGCGGCACUGCAGGCUCAGCAGUACUACAGUGAAGCAGCUAAAGUAGAAUCCUGGCUUUCGGGUCAGAAACUGAAUGUGGCCAAUGAAGAAAGAGGCACAGAUGAGGCGAGCACUCUGCAGUUGCUGAAGGCUCAUCUAGCUCUCGAACAAACGGUGGAAACAUACGCAGAGACAGUGGGCAUGUUGUCCCAGCAAUGCCAGCAUCUACUGGAAGUAGGACACCCAGAAAGUGAGCAGAUCACCAAGCAGCAGUCCCACAUAGACCGGCUGUACGUGUCUCUGAAGGACAUGGUGGAGCACAGAAAGACCAAGUUGGAGCAGCAGUACUGGCUCUAUCAGCUAAACAAAGAGGUGGAGGAGUUAGAGAAAUGGAUCACUGAGCAUGAGGCUGUGGCCAGUUCCACUGAGUUGGGCCAAGACCUUGGAGACGUCACGGUGCUUCAGGAGAAGUUCACCAAGUUCGCUUCAGAAACCAACAGCAUUGGUCAGCAGCGCAUGGAGCAAGUGAACAAAAUGGUGAACGAGAUGAUUGACUGUGGCCACUCGGACGCAGCCACUAUCGCCGAGUGGAAGGACGGCCUGAACGAAUCGUGGGCCGACCUCCUGGAGCUGAUGGAGACGCGAAGGCAGAUGCUGGCGGCGUCGCACCAGCUGCACAAAUUCUUUACUGACUGCAAAGAGGUCUUGGCUCAGAUCACGGGGAAGAUGAAGCAGCUGCCAGAGGUGAGGGCAUGCCAAGCCAACAUCACCAAUCCAGCGACCCUGCAGAGACUCAUGCACUCCUUUGAGCAUGCCCUUCAACUGCUAGUUGCACAGGUGAGGCACUUGCAGGAGAACGCCGCUCAGCUGAGAACCAUCUAUGCCGGUGAGAAGGCUGAAGCCAUCAUGGUCAAAGAACAGGAAGUGACGGAGGCAUGGAGGGACCUACUGAGCUCUUGCGAGGCCAGUCGUGUCCAGGUCACUUCAGUAACCGACAAGGUGCAAUUCUUCUCAGUGGUGCGUGAAAACCUGAUGUGGAUGGAAGGCAUCAUGGGUCAAAUAAGAUGGGAUGAGCCCAGGGAUUUGGUGGCUCUGGAGAUGAUGAUGAAACAACACCAGGAACUUAAAUGCAAAAUAGAUGGUCGCAGCAAGACCAUACAGCAGUGUGCAGAUCUUGGCAAGAUACUGAUAGCUGCAGGCAACCCUGCAUCAGAAGAGAUAAAAGAGAAAUUGGACAGCCUUCUGUCCAAGCAGAAGGAUCUUGUUGAAAAAUGGGACCAGCACCAGGACAGGUUACAGCGCAAGCAGGAACAUUUCCAGUUUACCCAGGAAACAGUGAAGGCAGAAGCCUGGCUAAAGGCCAAGGAGCCACUGAUAACCUCCAAGCAGCCAGAGGGAGGAGGCGCUCACGCCCAAACAGACGAGGCCGAGCAGCUCAUCCUUCGCCAUGAGGCCUUCCGCAAGGCGGCUGUAACCUGGAAGGAACGCUUCAGCUCCCUCCGACAGCUUUCGGCUGCUGAGAAAAAGAAAGAGGAGGAGAAAAAGACAACGCCACUCUCGAGUCGUAGGAUGUUCCCAUUAUCUUGUCUGACUCCCAGUGUUUCUUCCGGUGCUACCUCGUCUUUCUUGAGGCAGACAGUCCAGGCACAUGUACAACCCAAACCCCUGCGGACCAACCUAGGUCUGGGUGCCACCCCUGCAACCCAGAGAUUGUUUUCAACACUAGCCAGUUACAACCCGGUUCUCAAUGGAUCGGGCUACCAAGGACUGGAACAGCAGUGUAGUGGCAAGUUGAUGGGCUCCUCUUACCUUGGGAUGAACAAUCAGGUGUCUGGAGUUGGAAGGGACUCUGCUUUCUCAGCAAUGACUUCCCAGAGUGGGGGAGCAGAAACCUCUGCAUACUUUGGGAUAAACCAUCAAACUGCUGGCUGUGCAGAAAGUUCUGGGUACUUUGGAUUAACUGCUGGUUGUGUCAGUGGUGCGCAAAACCAUUUGAGCAGUGGCCGAUUAGGAAGUUUGGGUAAUUUAGCUCAACAGCCAAGUGGCAGUAUGGUAAGCACCGGUUUUCCAUCGCAACAGAAUACUAGCAGCUCUGGAUUUUUGGCCCAGACUCAAAAUGUGGGAAGUUUAGGAUACUUGGGACAGCAACCUAAUGAAGAGGGUUCAGGGUUUUUGGCGCAACAGCCUAAUAUGGGUAGUUCUGGGUAUUUGGCACAACAGCCUAAUAUGGGAAGUUCUGGGUAUUUGGCACAACAGCCUAAUAUGGGGAGUUCUGGGUAUUUGGCACAGCAGCCUAAUAUGGGUAGUUCUGGAUACCUAGCACAGAAUUAUCAGAGCAGUGGGGGGUUGGGUAGCUCAGGCUUUUUGGCACAAAAUCAUUACAGCAGUGGAAGUCUGGGAAGUUCGGGUUACCUAGCACAGAGUGGUGGCAUCAUAGACCCUAAAAUGGCAUAUGCAUGGCAACAACUAAAAGCUGACUUCAUGCAGCCUAGGAUCAAUCACAUUCACAAAGCUGUAAACCCCCUCUUGGAAGCUAGUCGAAUGCAACGGGAACAGUAUGGCGACAUCCCAAUGGCCGACAUGAUGGGCCCAGAGUCUGGACUGGAGCUCCUUCAUGGCCGUCUCCAGAGGGAUCCCCGUGGCAGCCGUUCGGACCCUCAAAUGGACCAUCUAAGGCGCGAGAGGGAGUACAAGCUGGGUAGACAGACGUCCAGCGAACAGGAGAUCCAGGCCCGGCUAAAUGAGUUGCCGAUGAUAGUGCGCCAGGAGCGCUACCGAAGGCGCCUAGAGAGGCAGUCCUCCAGUGAACAGGAAGGGAGUGGCAAGCAGAGGCUGCAGAGACAGGACUCAAGUGACCUGGAGGGCUCUGCUAAGGAAGGCUCAGACAAACGCUCAGGAGAGAAGAGAUCUACAAUGGCAGAAAUUGUAGAACAGGCCCAGGAGAGAGAGGCAGCACAUGCAAGAGGGGAGCCUUAUCGCCCUCCCAGCAGCCUCUCUGCACCCGUGACUCGUUACGAUGGACGUCCACGUGCCAGAGACCGUCCUAAGCCAAGGAGGAGGCCCCGUCCAAAAGAACCUGAGGAGACGCGACGUUCUCGUUCAGCCCCAGCCACUGGUGCUCCCACAACACCUCAGCCGCCUUCUCACACUGCCCAUAACGAAGGCUUCCUCUACCGCAAAAAGGCCACCAGCUCUGACCUAGAAGCUCAGCAGAGGAGCCCCAACAGCAAGUCCUGGGUGAAUGUAUACUGUGUGCUGAAAGAGGGGAAGCUCACCUUCUACAAGGAUGCUAGAAACCACAACACAACAUACAACGGAGAACCUCCUGUGGAGCUUAGUAACUGCUCGUUUGAUCCCUCGUUGGGAUACAAGAAGAAGAAAAACGUCUUUAUUCUUCAAAUAAAUGAUGGAAACAACUUUGUUUUCCAUGCUAAAGAUGAGGACGACCUGAAGGCUUGGACUUCAAAUAUUACCACCUGUAUAGAUGAGUACGAGGCCAUGGCCAAGUGGGACAAGCCAGGCACCUCAUCCAUGGACCCCGACCGCUCAGAGAGGAAGGAGAAAUCCGAAGGGGAUGCGGACGGGAGGUCAGAGAGGUCCGAGCUGGUUGAAGGGGAAGAAAGGGAAAGGUCAGAAAAGGGAGACGGUUCAGAGAAAUUAGACACGUCAGAAAUAGCAGAUAAGCUGGAAGGUGGAGCAGGGGGCUCCAGCACGUCUGGAAGAAGCAAAUGAGGAGCCCCCUUUGUAAUUUCAUGUUACUUCCUGACAAACGGGGUAGGAGGCAGUGGGAGGGAGGGACAGCUGGAGAGCAUGUGCAGCUAGGCUAGCUGAUCCUCAGUCACAGAGCUGGAAGACUCGGAGGCCACGGUCCUUGGAUCGACUACUGUAACUGUGACAGACUAAUCUCCCAGCCCCUCCCCUUCACCCAGGUAAUACAUCAGUGCUUGCUUCGUGCCACCUGCUGGUAGGUAGGAGGUUGACCCAUACAGACAGACGAACCUACAGACACAACUCCAACAAGUGGUACCAAUAGUCACUGUCACAUCCCAUCAUCGAUCGUUUAAUCUUUUGGAUUUACAGCAUCUUUCUGUAUGUAUCUCUGACUGAUAAUUUAUCUAGACAAACCCUAAACGUGGUAAAUGAAAUGUUCACAGUAUUAUGAAAAAAGAGCAUAUGUUUUUGAAGCAAUAUACUUUUUUAUUUCUUCUCGUUGCUCAAGAGAGAAGGGGAGAAGGAAAGACAACAGAGUCCUUUUAUGAUUUGUCACAUUCACGUGCUUACUUUAGGGAGUCGUGCACCUUAGACACUGGACAUGUCUGUAUAGAAACCAUUACAUCUAAUCCUGUCACACGACUAGCUUUUGAUCAUCCUACGUUAAUGGAAUGCCAGUGUUACACACCUGUCGUCAGUGGUGCCAAUAAAUACAGAUUUCUAGAGUUUUUUUCUUUCUAUUGUCAUUGUAUUUAUCCACAGAAAAGAGCCUAUCAUCAGACCUCUUCGCUAAUUCCAAGGUGUGUUUAAAGUGGCGAUGGUCAGCGUCAUUCUAAAACCUAUGGGACACAAUGCCUUUGUAUACAUGACCAGAAUCAGAUCAUUGCAUGAAAAUAGUCUUAGUGUACCUGUUAAACUUGCCUUUUAUUUUUUGUUGCUGGGCAGUACUGGAAUUGCAAUAACAAUGUGAAUGGAGGAAAACAAUUUAUUUUGCUACCAUGUUCCAUGUCUAAAGCCCAGAGGUAAGUUUGACUAAGUAGGAUGACUUUUAUUCACGGCAAGCAUGAGAGGGGGGUGACAGGAAUUAGCCAAAUGGCCCAUCAGCUGUUUGUACGGUACUUAAAGCAUUUUUCUUUCAACGAAUGUAACGGCUUCAGCUACGAAACGUUUGAUGACCACACAGUUUGCGAUGGCCCCAUAAAAUGUUAAACUCUCAAACAACUCUGCUGAGAGUUAAACCUCUCUGCGUCGUGUUUAACACCGAUUGGAAUCUCUGCACCAAAGGCAAAAGUCAAAUGUAAAACUGUCAUGGUUUCAGUCAUGAACUGUAUAUACCUACCUUUGUAUGUAUACCAAUAAAUCCUGUGCUCUAAUAAAACCAUACUCUGAACUACUGAAAUAGAAAAUUAAAACAUUUGUAUUAAUCCACAAAUUAAAUCAAUCAUCACUCCAAUACAAUAUUGUGAAAAAUAUAUGCAAAUUAGGAGUCACUAUUAAUUAUCAUAGUGUAUAUAAGUACACCAGUAUGUAGUUAUAUUAAACACUUUUACCAGGAGAGAGCAACAGGACAUACUUGCUGUAUUUUUAUAUGCAUAUAUUUAUUCUUAUCAGAUCAGGAGUCCCAUUAAGUUGUAAUAUUAGCUGAUUGAGUAGUCAGUGUGCCUGUGAGAGGUGUGCUAAAUUUAUAUAUUACCCACAAAAAAAAUAGUGUGUGCAGUUCACUACAUGCUCCUCUGAAUAACCCAGUUGCUAGCACAGAUGAAUUCUUCAUUCUUUGUUUUGUGUGUUGUUUAAUUUUUACAAGUAUAACUUCCCUCCCUGUCAGUGAAUUGUGGCCAUUUUGACAAUGUGCUUCCAUUAAAGACAAAGAGGGCGACGUGGUGAAGCAGGAGCAGCUCAGUCUCUGUGAGAACAUUUUCUUUCUGUUUUCCAUCCUGUGGAGCUCCACUUGUAACAAACAGUCUUCCUUUCUAUUCUCGCGUGUUCUACAUGCGGCACUGUUUGAGUGGCUGGGCUUUGUAGCCUUCAAGCGAGCUACACACGAGCUGCUGUGUAAUCGUGCAACUGUUAACUCUAUUUGUACGUCAUUAUUUGUCUUUACACAUGUGCCAUGAUGCGCAGUUUGGAGGAGCGAUUCAGAAGAGAAAGCGAAUUGGUUGUGAGAACAUUUUAUCCAACUCGUCUGACAUUGAGCCUGAUGUUGCAAUACGCAUUUUUAACACUGAAAUAGGAAUUCUAGUAUUUUCAUGUGACUGUGAUUGUUCUGAUCGGUUGCUCAUGGCUGAUAUUUAGCUCGCAUCACCAUGUAUGUUUGAAGUGUUUGCUCGUCACUUAUAUGAAGCAAGGGAUUUUUUCUCUUCGCUAUGUUUUGACAACAAGACUCGAAGUUAAAUUGGCAACAAAAAUCUUGACAAAAGAAAACAAUAUAUUGUGCAAAUGUACUUUCCUUCAUUGAUGGUCUUAGCUGUGUGUAUGUCUUUGUUACUUUACAUUACAACUUGCUGCUAUGACAUUAAAUAAAUCUCCAAACUUGCCGAUGCAAACUUGAUGUGGAA
Molecule: messenger RNA, 7827 nt
Organism: Betta splendens (Siamese fighting fish)
Lineage: Eukaryota; Metazoa; Chordata; Actinopteri; Anabantiformes; Osphronemidae
Gene: sptbn4a
Product: spectrin, beta, non-erythrocytic 4a
Exons: 20
Coding region: 692-5293 (1533 amino acids)
Biological process (GO): actin cytoskeleton organization
Cellular component (GO): cortical actin cytoskeleton; plasma membrane; cell projection
Molecular function (GO): actin filament binding
Source: RefSeq, a predicted model, not a curated record